AACUCAUUCACCACUGCAAGUUUGCUCCGCUGAUGAGCGCAAUGGCUUUUUCUGCGCUUGAGGUGAGACUGCUUCGGCUUGGCUGUCAAAGGUCAAAUGCCUUUGCUGUGCCUCUGAGACGUCCGUACCCGCGGUUCCCCCAGCCAUCGAUCCUCGGAGCUCAGAAGUCGACUGCCCGGGCAUUUCAGACCUCGAGCAACUCACCAAGAGUACCGGAUUUUGCAUUCGCCUUUGACAUUGAUGGCGUCCUACUCCGUAGCUCCAGCCCGCUCCCCCGAGCACACAAGGCGCUUUCUUAUCUGCAAGAGCAGGGAAUCCCCUUCAUUCUCCUCACUAAUGGAGGAGGGAAAAGUGAAACCGAUCGGGUGGCAGAAUUAAGUAAGAAGCUGGACGUGCCUCUGGAUCUUAGCAUGUUUGUGCAAAGUCAUACCCCUUUCGCGCAGAUGGUCGAGGGUGACGGCGUGCAGGAAGGGCUGCGGGACAAAUGCAUCAUGGUAGUCGGCGGUGACGGAGACAAAUGUCGGCAAGUUGCUGAGAAGUACGGCUUCCGGAAUGUGGUCACACCAGGCGACAUUAUCGUUGCGCACCCGUCUAUCUGGCCGUUCUCUUACAACUUCAUGGACUAUUACAAGAAAUUCGCCCGGCCUCUUCCCCGCCCCAUCGAUGCGGAGGAUCCUAGUAAGAGCCUGAAGAUCGACGCUAUUUUCGUCUACAACGAUCCCCGGGACUGGGCGGCCGACGCACAGAUUGUGCUGGAUGUUCUCUUGUCCUCCAAUGGUGUCUUGGGCACCUAUUCCUCCAAGAACAACGAUCCGAGUCUGCCCAAUCGAGGAUACUUGCAGGAUGGACAGCCCCCGCUUUACUAUUCGAACCCUGACCUCUUGUGGGCGGCGGCAUAUCACCUCCCGCGACUAGGCCAGGGUGGUUUCCGCGAGGCGUUGGAUGGUGUUUGGGCCGCUGUGACCGGAGGGCCACAGAAGGGUGUCGAUCUGCACAAGCAAAUCAUGGGCAAGCCAUAUCAGGGUACAUAUGAAUUUGCCGAGAAGCUUCUCAUCUCGCAUCGACAGGCUCUUUUCCCAAAGGCAUCAUUACCCCCACUCAAGCGUGUUUUCAUGAUCGGAGACAACCCAGAGUCCGAUAUCCAGGGCGGAAACAACUUCAAAUCUCCGAUUGGCAGUGAGUGGUAUUCUCUAUUGCUGCGAACAGGGGUCUAUCAGGGCGGGGAGCCGGCUCAUACGCCCCGGGCCAUCUGCGACGACGUAUGGGACGCAGUUCGCUGGGGUCUGAACAGUGCGGGAUGGGGAGCGCCUAAAGAGUAGACGGGGAAGGACUUUUGUUUUUUGCUGCAUUUCUUUUGGGGCUACUUUUGCAUUUUAUGUAACACAACGGUUCUUUUGGAUAGCUGUAGAUCACUUACUUUUGAGUACUGUGCAUAAUAUCACUAGACUGAUAGAAAAGAGCGGAGCCAGGGACAGGGAAUAUCACAAUAUUGAAAGAAGAAGGAAAUUUCCUUUUGCAUGACAGGCU
This is a messenger RNA of Xylona heveae TC161, 1527 nucleotides long. Its product is annotated as putative HAD superfamily hydrolase. Bases 33 to 1319 code for a protein of 428 amino acids. Lineage: Eukaryota; Fungi; Ascomycota; Xylonomycetes; Xylonales; Xylonaceae. The record is from RefSeq and is a predicted model, not a curated record. The transcript has 4 exons. Gene Ontology annotation, cellular component: mitochondrion. Gene Ontology annotation, biological process: glycerophospholipid biosynthetic process.